UUCCGUUCCCUCCCUUCCGCCGCUAUGUCGCCCACCAUGGCGGAUGGGGCCGGCGUGGCCGAGCUGCUAUUGCAGCGUCUGGACGGAGCGGGUGACGACGACGACGGGCUCUGCAGCCUGGAGGCGGCCGCCGCGCUGGGCCUGGACCACCAGCUGCUUGUGGGAGCCGUGAAGAGCCUGCAGGCGCUGGGCGAGGUCAUUGAGGCUGAGCAGCGGUCAUCCAAGCACUGGGAGCUGACGGCUGAGGGGACGGAGAUCGUGCAGGAUGGGAGCCAUGAGGUGCACGUCUUCAAUAGCAUCCCGCCUGAGGGGCUGCCCCAGAGCCAGCUUAUGGCACUUCCCAGUGCGAAGGUCGGCUUCAGCAAGGCCAUGUCCAACAAGUGGAUACGGCUGGACAAGGCGGCUGAGGGGGGACCCCGCAUCUUCCGUGCUGUGGAGAAUGUGGAAGACUCUGUGCGGGAAAAGCUGGAGCAGGUGCAGCGGGGCAAGGCCGAGAGCCUGGAUCAGAAGGAACGGAAUGAGCUGAGGAAGAGGAAACUGCUGGUGGAAGUGACCCUGAAGAGCUACUGGAUCCGGAAAGGCAGUGCCUUUAGCACCAGGCUUGCCAAGCAGGAGACAGAGUUGACUCCUGAGAUGAUCGCCAGCGGGUCCUGGCACAACCUGAGCUUCAAAGCGUACAACUUUGCAGCACUGGGGCUGCCCCCCAACAGCGGGCACCUGCACCCACUGCUCAAGGUGCGCACUCAGUUCCGGCAGAUCUUCCUAGAGAUGGGCUUCACGGAGAUGCCGACCAAUAACUUUAUUGAGAGCUCGUUCUGGAACUUCGAUGCCCUGUUCCAGCCGCAACAGCACCCAGCACGUGAUGAGCACGACACCUUCUUCCUGCUGGAUCCUGCUGAAGCUACCGAGUUCCCCAUGGAGUACCUGCAGCGCGUGAAGCGGGUCCACUCACAGGGAGGCUAUGGGUCACAGGGCCCCCCUGUCCCCUGCAGGUACAAGUAUGACUGGAAGCUGGAGGAGGCGCGGAAGAACAUCCUGCGGACCCACACUACGGCUGUCAGUGCCCGCAUGCUCUACCACCUUGCCCACCAGGAGAAGUUUAUGCCUGCCAAAUACUUCUCCAUCGACCGGGUCUUCCGCAACGAGACGCUGGAUGCCACCCACCUUGCUGAGUUCCACCAGAUCGAGGGCGUUGUGGCUGACUAUGGCCUAACCCUGGGUGACCUAAUGGGCACCCUACAAGAGUUCUUCACCAAGCUGGGACUUGCUCAGCUGCGUUUCAAGCCAGCCUACAAUCCCUACACGGAACCCAGCAUGGAGGUGUUCAGCUACCACCAAGGGCUCAAGAAAUGGGUGGAGGUUGGGAACUCUGGCAUCUUCCGCCCGGAGAUGCUGCUGCCCAUGGGGCUGCCUGAGGGUGUUUCCGUCAUUGCCUGGGGCCUGUCUUUGGAGCGACCCACUAUGAUCAAAUACGGGAUCAACAACAUCCGUGAGCUGGUCGGGCACAAGGUGAACCUGCAGAUGGUCUACGACUCACCCCUCUGCCGCCUCGACUCCUAGCACCAGGAUCCUCUGACCUCCCCCUACUAUUUAUUUGCAUCCCCUGGGCUGAUACCCUGCAGCCCAUCCCUACAAAUGACAAGGAUGCCCUCUCUCAGAGAGCAGUGGAGCCCCCUGCCUGGUUCUAGUUCAGCUCCUGGGAGGGCUCUGGCUAGCGGGAGUACAGCAGGGGCUAUGGCAGAGCUGCCGCUGUGGGCAAUGCUAUAGCCUGGCCCGUGUCAGGGUGGGAAACUGGGCAUACAUGGAAGGGGGGUGGAAUCAGCUGCUCAACUCCCCCAAUAAAACAUCAUGUCUGGG
Messenger RNA from Alligator mississippiensis (American alligator), 1857 nucleotides. It is a transcript of the gene FARSA, whose product is annotated as phenylalanyl-tRNA synthetase subunit alpha. Bases 25 to 1560 code for a protein of 511 amino acids. Gene Ontology annotation, molecular function: tRNA binding; phenylalanine-tRNA ligase activity; ATP binding. The record is from RefSeq and is a predicted model, not a curated record. Gene Ontology annotation, biological process: phenylalanyl-tRNA aminoacylation. NCBI's taxonomy places the organism in Eukaryota, Metazoa, Chordata, Crocodylia, Alligatoridae. Gene Ontology annotation, cellular component: cytosol; phenylalanine-tRNA ligase complex; cytoplasm. The transcript is spliced from 13 exons.